AUGACGAACAAGGAUGAACAAGUGGAACUAGCGAAAUUAGCUGAACACGCUGAACGAUAUGCUGAUAUGGUAGCUGCCAUGAAAAGUGUUGUUGAAUCGAAUAGCGAACUGACGAAUGAAGAACGUAAUUUGCUCUCGAUUGCCUACAAGAAUGUGAUCGGUGCUCAUCGAUCACCUUGGCGAACUAUGUCAACCAUUGAACAGAAAGCCGAAGGCUCCGAACGUAAGCGACAAAUGGCCAAAGAAUAUCGCGAAAAGAUUGAAAACGAAUUGAAAGACACUUGUCAAGAACUUUUGACCUUGCUGGAUAAAUAUCUCAUUCCGAAAGCGACAACAGCCGAAUCGAGGGUAUUCUAUUUGAAAAUGAAAGGUGACUAUUAUCGAUAUUUGGCUGAAGUAGCCACAGGCAGCAAACGACAAAAAAUGGCUGAAGAAUCGCAACGUGCCUACAAUGACGGAUUGGAUGCAGCCAAGAAUCAAAUGCCAGCGACGCAUCCGAUCCGACUUGGUCUGGUUCUAAAUUUCUCUGUCUUUCAUUACGAAAUUCUCAAUGAAUCGGAUGUAGCUUGUCGUUUGGCCAAACAAGCCUUUGACGAUGCUUUGGCCGAACUAGAUUCCGUCGGUGAAGAUUCUUACAGAGGUAAGAGGAAAGAUCAUCGAUCGAUAAGUAACGGUAAAGUCAAUUUUUUUAUCAUCCACUUUCAGACAGCACUCUUAUUAUGCAGUUGCUCCGAGACAAUCUUACUGUGAGUAUUCAUAUAUCGGGAUGUUCUUUAUGCAAAAACUCAUCUUUGUUUGAAUUUUUUAGCUGUGGACUAGUGAUGAAUCUAAUAUCGACAAUGUAAAUCAACAUGAAGAACAGCAGUAACUAGGUGCUUCAGUUUGUUUCUUUCUCUUCUUAUUUUUUUUUGUUUAUAUUAAUACACAUCGGUGACCAUUCAAUCCGAGAAUACAAACAUAUUUUCUCUAUCUGUCAUUUCAUUCUAAUUAUGAUUACUCUUUUAUACUUCUUUUUCUCUUACUGUUCAGUUUUUUAUUUUUGUUCAUUGAUGGCAAUUCUCUCUCCUGCCGUAACAAAAAGACGAAAAUAAAGAACUUUAAAAAAAAAGUGCCAAAAGGCGCAUUAUCUACACAAACUGAAUUUCUAGUUGGUUGUGGAUGUGGGUGGGUGUGUGUGUGUGAAAAAAGACUUGAUCUUCAGCCAGCGUCACCCAUACCCACAUCCUUUUGAAAUUGAUAACUCUUUGUUUUAUCCAAGUGUAAUAGGAGUGUUUAAAUAACUUGAAAAUGAAUUUUUCAAAUUGAUAUAUACACUAUAAAAACAAAUUUCGAUGAUCGAACUAAUAAUCUAUUUGAUAUGGUAGACGUAAUAAGUCGGGUGUGGAUGUGGAUGUGGGUGGGUAUGGGUGUGUGUGGGUGUGGGUGUGUGGGUGUGGGUGUGUGGGUGUGGGUGUGUGGGUGUGGGUGUGUGGGUGUGGGUGUAUGGGGGUGGGUGUGGGUGGGUGGGUGUGGGUGUGGGUGGGGGUGGGG
Messenger RNA from Rotaria sp. Silwood2, 1530 nucleotides. Lineage: Eukaryota; Metazoa; Rotifera; Eurotatoria; Philodinida; Philodinidae. The record is from the annotation of a GenBank genome assembly.